AGCUCCCAGAGGCCUACACUCAAUAGGGAUGGAUUGGCAAGGUCCUUGCAGCUCACAAGUGGGUCCUUGCAGCUCACAGAGGCAUAGAGUCAGUAGGGAUGGGUUGGCAAGGUCCUUGCAGCUCACAAGUGGGUCCUUGCAGCUCUCAGAGGCCUACACUCAGUAGGGAUGGAUUGGCAAGGUCCUUGCAGCUCACAGAGGCAUAGACUCAGUAGGGAUGGGUUGGGGAAGGUCCUUGCAGCUCACAAACGGGUCCUUGAAGCUCACAGAUGCAUAACGCCUCUAGGGAUGGGUUGGAAAGGUCCUUGCAGCUCCCAGAGGCCCGGACCGGUCCCAGCUUUGCCCGCCAGGUCCUGGCAGGCGCAACGAAGCUCCCCCUGCCCCGUGUCCGUUUCAGUGCACCAACGGGCACCUGAUGUGCGCGGCUGCUUCUUGGAAAGGUCCUUGCAGCUCACAAAUGGGUCCUUGCAGCUUCCAGAAGAAUAACAUCUUAGGGAUGGGUUGGAAGGGUCCUUGAAGAUGAUGGCAGGGUCCUUGCAGCUCCCCAGAGGCCUACACUCAGUAGGGAUGGGUUGGAAAGGUCCUUGCAGCUCCCAGAGGCAUCGACUCAGUAGGGAUGGGUUGGCAAGGUCCUUGCAGCUCCCAGAGGCCUACACUCAAUAGGAAUGGAUUGACAAGGUCCUUGCAGCUUCACACCUCCGCAAACCGCUCCAGCUUCGCCCGCCAGGUCCUGGCAGGUGAAACGAAGCUCCCUCCCAUCCGUUUCAGUGCACCAACGGGCACCUGAUGUGCGCCGGCUGCUUCAUCCACCUGCUGGCGGACGCGCGGCUGAAGGAGGAGCAGGCCACGUGCCCCAACUGCCGCUGCGAGAUCAGCAAGGCGCUGUGCUGCCGCAACCUGGCCGUGGAGAAGGCGGUCAGCGAGCCGGCCGAGUGCGGCUUCUGCAUGCAGCAGUUCCCCAGGGCCCUGCUGGAGAGGCACCAGAGCGCAGAGUGCCACGACAGGGUGACGCAGUGCAAAUACAAGCGCAUCGGCUGCCCCUGGCAGGGCCCUUUCCACGAGCUGACGGUGCACGAAGCCGAGUGCACCCACCCCACCAAGACGGGCAAGGAGCUGAUGGAGAUCCUGGACGAGAUGGACCAGAGCCGCAAGAAGGAGAUGCAGCUCUACAACAGCAUCUUCAGCCUGCUCAGCUACGAGAACAUCGGCUACACGGAGGUUCAGUUCCGCCCUUACCGCACGGACGACUUCAUCACUCGCCUGUACUACGAGACGCAGCGGCUGACGGUGCUCAACCAGACGUGGGUGCUGAAGGCUCGCGUCAACGACUCCGAGCGCAACCCCAACCUGUCGUGCAAGCGCACGCUGUCCUUCCAGCUCAUCCUCAAGAGCAAAGUCAGCUCCCCCCUCGAAUGCUCCUUCCUCCUCCUCGAGGGUCCCUACGACGACGUCCAGAUCAACCCGGUCAUUUACCACUUUGUUUUCACCAACGAGAGCAACGAGACCGACUACGUCCCGCUGCCCAUCGUCGACUCGGUGGAGUGCAACAAACUGCUGGCGGCCAAAAACAUCAACCUGCGCCUCUUCCUCUUCCAGAGACAGAAGUGAAGGC
Lagopus muta (rock ptarmigan) is the source of this 1612-nucleotide messenger RNA. RefSeq names its product cysteine and histidine-rich protein 1-like. Lineage: Eukaryota; Metazoa; Chordata; Aves; Galliformes; Phasianidae. Gene Ontology annotation, cellular component: nucleus. The record is from RefSeq and is a predicted model, not a curated record.